GCACCAAAAGCAAAAGGCGCCAGGAAAAGGCCGGAGUACAGUGCCUGCCCAGUAGUUGCUAACAACACUGUGCACAGCCUAAGAAAUUCUGUCGGCAGAGAGCAGCACCCUUUCUCUUCCGGCCCUGCCCUUGCCCUGCUGCCUCGCUCACCCCUUCCUUCCCUCUCUCCUCGGACCAAAACCUCGUUUUCUCAGCCCCCCGCCGGGAAUAUUAGGACAAACAAGAACACCUACAUUAAACCCCUGAUCCCACAUUCUGCUUGCAACCUUCAUUAACAAACACCAUGACCACCACCACCACCACAAACUUCUUGCUGGCCAUUCUAGUCGCCAUUUCCGCAAUGCUGGCCACUGCAGCUCCGCUCCACCUCAAUUUCGACCCACAUUGGUACCCCGCCACCGCUACUUGGUACGGCAGCCCCGACGGCGACGGCAGCGACGGUGGGGCAUGUGGGUAUGGUUCACUAGUGGAUGUGAAGCCAUUCAGGGCAAGAGUGGGAGCGGUGAGUCCGGUGCUGUUCAAGGGCGGAGAAGGCUGCGGUGCAUGCUACAAAGUCAAGUGUUUAGACAGCUCUAUAUGUUCAAGAAGGGCUGUUACGGUUAUCAUAACGGACGAGUGCCCCGGUGGAUAUUGUUCCAAUGGUCGCACUCACUUCGACCUUAGCGGUGCUGCCUUCAGCCGCAUGGCCGUCGCCGGUGACGGCGGCCAGCUCCGUAAUCGCGGCGAAAUCUCGGUCAUUUACCGGAGGACUCCGUGCAAGUAUCCGGGUAAAAAUAUUGCCUUCCAUGUAAAUGAAGGGUCAACCGAUUAUUGGCUUUCUCUCUUGGUGGAAUUUGAAGAUGGAGAUGGUGAUAUUGGUUCGAUGCAUAUAAGAGAGGCAAAUUCAAAUCAGUGGCUACAGAUGACUCAUAUCUGGGGCGCAAAUUGGUGCAUUAUUGCAGGCCCUUUACAAGGUCCAUUCUCAGUAAAGUUAACCACGCUAUCGACCGCAAGAGCCCUCUCAGCAAGAGAUGUGAUUCCAAGAAAUUGGACUCCCAAGGCCACUUAUCCUUCUCGUCUCAACUUCUUUUAGCCGAAAUCACAUUUUUAGCUGCCCAUUUAUUAGUCAGCCAAAUGACUGAAUAUUUGGAUACCUCUUCUCCUAUAGUAUAACCCCUAUAGCUUUUUCUAGUAGUAGCUCCCAAGCUGGUUGUUUUUUUUAAAAGAAGAAGAAAAGUAGCCGUUGGAGCUCAAGAUAAAAGCAUCCAAGGCACUUUCUUUCUUUUUUCCCACUUUUUGCCUCAUCUGUGUCUGUUGAUUGGCUGUGAUAGUUCUUGAAGGAGCGGUUGGUUAAUUGAGCGUUGGAGCCCCCCCUCCAAAAUGAAAGGAGAGAGAGCGGUCUCUAGUUUUUAUGUAAUUGUGAUUUUCAAUGUGUAAGCUCCAAGAAUGUGGGUGAAAUGAAAUCUUUGUUCAGUGA
Molecule: messenger RNA, 1457 nt
Organism: Coffea eugenioides
Lineage: Eukaryota; Viridiplantae; Streptophyta; Magnoliopsida; Gentianales; Rubiaceae
Product: expansin-B16-like
Exons: 4
Coding region: 285-1073 (262 amino acids)
Biological process (GO): sexual reproduction
Cellular component (GO): plasmodesma; extracellular region
Source: RefSeq, a predicted model, not a curated record